AAACAUUCGCGAGGAGUUCGUAAACGUCAAAAAAUUCGCGUCAAGUUAUUUACCCAAAAAAAGAGCAUGAAAUGACGCAGUGGGGAUAAAAAUUAUCAUCAAAUUAUUACCAAAUUUCUCAAACGCACACAACACAAUUCCCCCCAGAAGACAGUGCAAGAAGAAGUUUGCAGGAGACGUUAUUAAAAGACAAACGCGUGUCUUGGCGUACACGAAGAGGGAACAAAAAAAGACGUCGUCGUGGUGAAUGGAGGAGAUCUGGUGGUCAGAGAGUGGAGGAGGUGCAAAGUGAAUUCAUUGUCAAAAAAGAAUUUUUGUAUUAUGUAAAUUUUCAUCGUGAAUUGAUCUGUUUGCUCCGCGUGUUAUGUGCCGUGACUUUCGACAGAGUAUCGCGAGGAUUGCAGCACUUGUGUUGUGGCCAGAAAAUUGGCAAAAUUGUGAAUCAUCAUGAUUGUGGACAGUGGAGGGCAUUUUCUUUCCUUCCCAACAAUCUGAUACUUUGUUGUGGGUGUUUUAUUUGUAGCACAAUCUCUCUCUCUCUUGUGCAAGUGACAGUGACAACGGGCUGCUGUGACGAAGUAAUUCUUUUAAGGGAAAUUCCCCACAGGAGAAGAAGAAUGUAUUGGACAAUACACCUCGAAGGUGGACCUAGGCGUGUUAAUCAUGCUGCUGCAGCUGUGGGGAACUACGUGUACUCCUUCGGGGGCUACUGCGUCGGUGGGGACUACUGUUCCUACGACGUCAUGGAUGUUCACAUCCUCAAUACGCUCAAUAUGCGCUGGUCCAUCGUACCCACGCGCAAGGAGGACUACAAUCAUCCCCUCAAGUACCCCUGGGUGCCCUUUCAGCGCUACGGGCACACAGCUGUUGCCUACAAGCACCUCAUCUACAUCUGGGGCGGACGCAAUGAUGAGAUUGUUUGUGACAUUGUCUUCUGCUUCGACACCAGCACCCACAAGUGGUUUGCCCCCAAAGUCGUUGGCACCAUUCCCGGAGCACGCGAUGGACACACAGCCUGCGUUGUGGGGCACAAAAUGUACAUCUUCGGGGGCUUUGAGGAAUCUCUGGAGCAGUACUCGCACGAUGUUCACUGCCUAGAUCUCGAGACGUUGACGUGGCACUACGUGCAAACCUACAUGGAGCCCCCAUCGUAUCGGGAUUUCCACUCAGCGGUCGCCGUGAGGGAUCGCAUGUACAUUUUCGGGGGGCGCAGCGACAGACGGGGUCCCUACCAUUCUCAGGAUGAACUGUACAACUCUGACAUUAUGUACCUCGACCUCAAGACAAUGCAUUGGCACAUGCCGCGAACCACAGGAAGUGUCCCACUUGGCCGUAGGAGCCACUCUACCUUUGUAUAUAAGAAUCGAAUCUACGUUUUUGGUGGCUACAAUGGCAUCCACGAUCAGCACUUUAACGACAUGUACUGCUUUUAUCCGGAAUUCAAUAUGUGGCAAUUGUUGCAUAGUCGCGGGGAAGUACCACAGGCUCGACGACGUCAUGUGUGCCUAUUGAUUGGGACAAAGCUUUACUUAUUCGGUGGUACCAGCCCCUCGAAGCAAUUGGAACAGUCUGAACAGAGUUUGUGUGAUUUCAACGAUACACACGUGCUGGACUUUGAACCAACCCUCAAAACUCUUGCCCUCAUGACAGUCCUGGAGCACCGAAUUGACCAGUCGUGGCUACCCAGAGAUAUAAAGCUGGAAAUACGGUCAAUGACCACACCAAAUAUCAUCAGUCGUCCACUAAAUAAUACCGGAUAGUUGGACUCUGCUCCUACACAGGACAUAUACAAAGUAAAGGAUGUGUGGCAAAAGGGACAAAAUCAAGUGCUAUAGGAUAUAUUUUUUUUUCAAGAGGAGGAGGAAACGCACAUCGAGAUGAAUUAAUAUUCAAAAUUUUCCUCUUCUUCUCACAGCCCAAUUGAAUUGAACAAAAAAACAGCACCAAAAAGGGGCAUUUAUCUGUUUAAAAAAAAAUUGAUUUUUUUCUUUUACAGCGAUGAAGGUGAUAGUUCUUUGAAUUUUUCUUGUUUAGAAGUUAUUACUUUUAGUUCACCAAUUUAAAUGUGAUUAACAAUAAAGACUAAAAUAAAACAAUAAGUGGAUGUGAUUAGAAAUAUAGAAUUUAUAAAAAAAUGGAGAAGAGAAUUUCACUGAAUUCAUAAAUAUUUCAUUCAAACAGAGGAAAUCGGGGCAAAUUAGGUCAGAGGAAAAGGGUUAAGGAAAUGUUUAAAGAAAGCAGAGUUUCCUGAUAAGCCUCAAUUUCCGCUUGAAUCUGCCCUUCUCCUUGAAAAAUCUUGUGUGAAAAGUUAGUUUGAAUAGAUUUUAGUGUAUGAUUCUUUAAAAAAUAAUUUUCCUAAUUGAAAUUAAAUAUUUUUUAAAAGUUUUUUACAUUAAAACCUCUUCAAUUUACAUAAUUUUCAAUUAAUUUUUUCCAAAGGAGUUUAAAAGCAGAAUUUAUCACAUAAAAAAAAAUUCUUGGCAGCUAGAAAGGAGUUCAUGCACAGACCAUGUUAAAACUUCCUCUAUCGAAGAACAAUUUUGACCCAUUUCAUCUUGUAGAGAAUAAAAAAACAUUGAAAAAUCAUGAGAGAAAUUCCCCAAUAUCCUCUGGGAUAUUACAAGAAAAUUGACACUUUUAUUAAUUAUGCAAAAUUAAUUUGAAAAAGAUGAAAUCCUCCGCGGAAAUUGCGCGACAAGUCUUUGAAACGUUUUUUAUAAGGAUAAAAAUUACAAAUGGCGUCGCAAUAUUUGAUUUUUUUUAACAAUCUUUAUUUGCAUUUUUCUAUGUGAUGCCAGUUGACAUUUUAGAGUUUUUCUCGCAAUUUUUCUAUUUUUUUUUAUUCUCUACAAGUUAGAAUGGGUUAAAAUUGUUCUGCGAUAGUGGAAGUUUUUACAUGGCCCGUGUAUGAACUCCUUUCAUUUCAAAACGUUCAAAUCACAUGAAAAUUAAUUUAAAAAAAAACGAAUAAAUGUUGUAAGAUAGACUUUAGGGAGGAUUUUAGCGAAUUUUGAUCUCUUGAAAUGAUUUUUUUUUCUUCACUAAAAAUCACUUUUGUCGUAUUACAAAAAAAAAAACUUUAAUUAACACGAAUGGUUGUGCUUGAUAAAUGCCCCCUUUGAGUGCACACAAAACCCAUAAUUUUUCUUCAUUAUCACGAACCAAUUUUAUCAAAGAAAAAAACAUCUUCAUUGCGCAAUAAGGACACAUAAAGUCUCCAAAAAGAAAAACAAAUUUGUAAAUAUAAUCGUGUGUAGAAAGUUACAUCAUUUUGUAUAAUAAUUUAUUUUAAUAAGAAAGAAAGAAAGAUAAAAAUGCAGAGAGAUGUUAAUUAUUUAAUAAAAGUUGUUUAUUUAGGCAACAAA
Messenger RNA from Lutzomyia longipalpis, 3365 nucleotides. RefSeq names its product kelch domain-containing protein 3. Gene Ontology annotation, molecular function: chromatin binding; protein binding. The record is from RefSeq and is a predicted model, not a curated record. Gene Ontology annotation, cellular component: cytoplasm. The transcript is spliced from 4 exons. The coding region runs from base 618 to 1760 and encodes 380 amino acids. NCBI's taxonomy places the organism in Eukaryota, Metazoa, Arthropoda, Insecta, Diptera, Psychodidae.